AUGGAUUUUCAUUCUCAUUCAUUAUUAUUAAAACAAUCUGAACAAGAAUAUAUUCAAUCAAAAAUAUCGAAUAUUAAUUCUAAACAGAUUUUAUCACAAUUCAUACAUAAUCGUUUAAAACAUCCUCGAAAACCUUGUAGUCCUUAUCUUAUUCGAAAUCAUGAUCGUAAUCGUCAACGCCGUCGUCGUCGUGUACCAGUAACAUUUGACAUUACUCAUCAAUCUAAAAAUUCAAAUGAAAUUAAAAAUCAAUUGAAUCUAAAUAAGAACAAAAUUAAUAAUGAAUUAUUAAAACCAAUUGAAAAUAUUGAACAAGAAGAAAAUCAUUUGAAUAAUUCACAUGAACAAAUUAACGAACAACAAGCACAAUUACAGAGAGCUAUAUAUAAUGCUAAACAAACACCAUUAAUUCCUUUUAUUGUUGAUAUAGAUUAUCAUUCAUUAUUUGAUUUAUCACAACAACAGAAUGAUCUAUUGACUAAUAUUUUAAGUUUAGUACAUAAUGUUAAUGAAGAGUGUUCAUUUUUCGAACAAUUUAGAAUUUAA
Molecule: messenger RNA, 546 nt
Organism: Rotaria sordida
Lineage: Eukaryota; Metazoa; Rotifera; Eurotatoria; Philodinida; Philodinidae
Source: the annotation of a GenBank genome assembly